Molecule: messenger RNA, 1219 nt
Organism: Osmerus eperlanus (European smelt)
Lineage: Eukaryota; Metazoa; Chordata; Actinopteri; Osmeriformes; Osmeridae
Gene: sgtb
Product: small glutamine rich tetratricopeptide repeat co-chaperone beta
Exons: 12
Coding region: 103-1023 (306 amino acids)
Biological process (GO): post-translational protein targeting to endoplasmic reticulum membrane
Cellular component (GO): TRC complex; membrane
Molecular function (GO): molecular adaptor activity; protein binding
Source: RefSeq, a predicted model, not a curated record
CGUUCUAAAUGCGCAGGCGCUGAAGAUGUGAUCAAUUUAACACAGAAGAACUCAUGACGCGGUAGUAGGGACAGCUUGAAAAUUGCUCAGUUUGCAGAGAAAAUGGCAGUGGAGAAACGGCUUGCGUUCUCUAUUGUGCAGUUUCUGCGAGAUCAAACACACUGUGGAGCUUUGAAUUCUGAUGAACAGGAAAGCCUGGAAGUCGCAAUCCAAUGUCUGGAGACCACCUUUAGGAUCAACUCCAGUGAUUGCCACCUUGCUGUGCCACAACCUCUGACAGAGAUAUUCCUAAAUUCUCUUCUGAAGAACGACAACUUGACGGUACCAGAGACAUCUCCUUCCCCUGCGGACAUUGAAAGAGCAGAGCAGCUGAAAAAUGAAGGAAAUAACCAUAUGAAGGAAGAGAAUUACAGCUGUGCUGUGGACUGCUACACAAAAGCCAUUGACCUGGACCUAAGAAAUGCUGUAUACUACUGUAACAGGGCUGCAGCUCACAGCAAACUGGGCCACUACACAGAGGCCACAAGUGACUGUGACAGAGCCAUAGGCAUCGACCCCAGCUACAGCAAAGCGUACGGAAGAAUGGGCUUGGCCCUGACUGCCACAAACAAGUAUCCAGAAGCCAUUUCCUACUUCAAAAAAGCUUUGGUGUUAGAUCCGGAAAAUGACACGUACAAGUCCAAUCUGAAGAUCGCAGAGCAGAAGCAGAAAGAAGCCGUCAGUCCAACUGUCACUGGGUUGGGAUUUGAUAUGGCCAGCCUCAUCAACAACCCCGCUUUCAUCAGCAUGGCUGCCAGCGUGAUGCAGAACCAACAAGUGCAACAGCUAAUGUCAGGAAUGAUGUCGAAUGCAGUCGGAGGGUCGGCAGCAGGGGUGGGCGGAUUGUCAGACAUUUCCAGCUUGAUCGAAGCCGGACAACAGUUUGCCCAGCAGAUCCAGCAGCAGAACCCGGAGCUGAUAGAACAGCUGAGGAACCAUAUCCGGAGUCGUUCUUUCAGCGGCAGUGCUGAGGAACACUCCUGACUCUUGUGGCAAUACAGAGGAAGGGGACCAUAUGACGUGAUUACAAUCUCUACACCCAUUCCUUAAACUCACAUCACCGGAAGGGCUGGACUGAAGAGACGGAGAUGCAAUUGAUGGCACUUUACUGUGACUGGGGCUUUGGGUAGAGGAGGAGGAAACGGAGCAACCUACACAUUCUAGAUAUACGAUCGUAAGA